Molecule: messenger RNA, 1094 nt
Organism: Asparagus officinalis (garden asparagus)
Lineage: Eukaryota; Viridiplantae; Streptophyta; Magnoliopsida; Asparagales; Asparagaceae
Product: histone H1-like
Exons: 3
Coding region: 1-852 (283 amino acids)
Source: RefSeq, a predicted model, not a curated record
AUGGGCCGUUCCUUUCUGGAGGAGGAUCAAUGUUUGAUGUUGAGCAUUGGUUUUGGUGUUCGGGCUUCGACAUAUUUGGGUCAUCUUGUUCAUAGAUUGCUGACUGUUGUGUUUAGAGAUUUUGAAUCUAGUGGAGCUGCUUCAGAUUUUGGGUUGCGUCGGAUGUUUGGUUGCCUAGCAUUUGGUCAUAUCGAGGAUGUGAGAUUUGAUCUGAUUGCACAUUUAGGAUUCAGAGGCUCGUUUGAUUAUCAGUUAGGAGACUCUAAUUUUGUUCUGAGCAGAUAUCUCAGAGGCGUCAGUUCGAUGAAGGACAGGACUGGAUCGAGCCAGUACGCUUACGCGCAUGCAAAACCUAAGGGCAAAGCAAAGCCCGCCGCUGCAAGGCUAAGGCCAAAUAAGGCCGCAGCAGCUGCUAAACCUAAGGCGAAGGUGGCAACCAAGACCAAGGCCCCGGCGGCGAAAUCGAAAGCUCCGGCGAAGACCAAGGCCGCAGCGCCUAAGCCAAAGGCCAAGGAUAAGCCCGCGAAGGUAGCGAAAACUAGUGCGAAGGACACGCCGUCGAAAAAGGCCGCUGCUCCGGCGAAGGCUAAGGCGUCUGCUGCGCCGAAGAAGGCGGCGACGAAGAAGGCACCGGCGAGGGGUCCUACGAGGUCCUCUGCAAGAUCUCCGGCCAAGGCACCAGCCAAAGCUCCGGCAAAGUCACCGGCGAAGUCACCGGCGAAGAAGGCUGCACCAGCGAAGAAGGCGGCGGCGGCGACAAAGAAAGCGGCGCCGGCGAAGAAAGCGUCGCCAGCGAAGAAGGGGAAGUCGGCGCCAUUGAGGAAGGUUCCAGCGAGGAAGGCGAAGAAGUAGGGAAAUUUACUAGGGUUUUUUUUAUAAAAAAGUUCAAUUACCUUUUUUGGUUGUAAAUUUGUGGAUGAGUUAGGGGUAUGUAUGGAAAACUCAUUAUCUUUUGGGCUGAGCAAGGGUGGAGACAUUUUUACACCUGUUUUCUGUUAUAUUCUCUUCUAUGUGGGUGUGAGUGCUAGGGCCCCACCGUAAUUUGUUUUGUUUUCUUAUCGGAUAGGGGAAAAAAGGAAAAAAAACUUUGGAUU